GCGUCCAAAAACAAAGACCGUCCCACGGUACCGCCCUGGAUGUGGGGCGGUACCCUUGAUGUUGUCAUUGCUUUCGUGGCAUUUCUGCAGGGAAUGCCCUUGGACCCAUACUAUUUACCAUAAACGUGCAUUGCUUGGGCCAGGUGAUUGGAGGCUCCGCCCCUCGUUUGGAUCCUCUUUCGCGAUGUCCGUUGUUCUGAGUUGGGUGGAUUCACAUCAUCCUGGCUGUGCACAGCCAUCUGGCACCAGUUCUCUACCCCUCAAACAACCCCCCCACACCUCUCACUUUGGCCAGUCGGACCCCUUCUCCUUCUGAAGAGACCAGAACGAUCGGUUUUUGCUUUCGGUUCCGGCUCCACCGGAACCGCACGGGACACGGAACCGGUCGGAGCAGGAGGAUGCCCUGCUGGAUGGCCUUUGCAAGUGUUAUGAUUUGGGGCUUUGUCGUGGCGUGGGGGCUGUCCAACUUCGGGCCCCAGAACCUGCGCCGUGCUGCGGCCAUCCUGGAUGCGCGCUCGGUACCUUUAGUCCUCAACCAGGUGCAGUACUCGCUGCUGUCGCCCGAGCGGGAGUCUGGAGUGGCGGAGGUCUGCCAAGAGCUGGGAGUGCCGCUUGUGGCCUACAGCCCUUUGUGUUUGGGUUUGCUGGCGGGGCGGUACCAGGCGGAUGGACGGAAACCAGAGAGCUUUCUGCGGUCCUUCCUCUUCUCCUCCUUGCUCUCCAAUGCAGAGACUCAGAAGCUCUUGUCCCUGCUGAAGGAGAUUGGUGAUUGCAGAAGCAAGACCAUGGCACAGGUCGCCCUGAACUUUGCCUUGACCGAGGGUCAAGGCUGCGCCAUCGUUGGGGCACGAAACAAGCAACAGGUCCUGGAGAACCUGGGUGCCUGUGGCUGGAGUCUGAAUGACAACGAAGUGUCGGCCCUCCAAGCGGCGGCAAGACGAGCACCAAAGACCCAGAAGCAGCUGCUGCCAGCACCCCCAGAAGCACCCGGACGUGACCGAGAAGGGGACGUGGAGGCUGACCGCCGACGCGGAGAUGCACGAAAAGGUGGGGUCGAGCUGCGCUGCGCGGGGGAGGCAUUUCGCCAGAGACUCUUUGAGUUGAAGCUGGCUGCCCAGGAGAUCUUCGGAGUCAAAUUCUUGCGCUUGGUGGCUGAUGGGCGUCUUCUGGAUCUGAGGCACACGGUCCAGGAAGCCCAACUCUGUGAUGAUUUUGUCGACAAGCCAAAGCACAUAGCUGCCGACUUGGCCCUGCGAUCUCCUCAGAUUCAGGCCAGUAGUUUGACAGGAGGUCAGUGGUCCCAACAGCUUGCAGGAAAGCAUUCUUUGAUUGUAGGAUUUUUGAAGCUCCCGCGCAAGGAGGCUGAAAUCCUGUUGAAAGACAAUGGUUCCAAAGGAGUUUUCACAAACAUCCUUGAAACCGCACCAGCACGAAAGCCUAUCACUUGGUUUUCGAGAGCUAAAGAAGAAAGCUCUGAGGCCUAUUUUCAUAGGUGUGUGCAAACAGCCAAGAAACGUAACACAGCUCUGUUUUACAAGAAAAGUGGCUCCAACAACUUGGGCACCGUCCCAACCAAAGAAGAGGAGGCAGAAGUUCACAGAACUACCUUCCUUGGUCGUGGCAUGCCGAGCACUUGGGAGGGGGAGGAGCUUAUUUCUUUUCUUGAACAACAAGGUUGGAAAGAAAUUGAGACCAUUACCAAAAGGUUCCAUAGCAAGAAGCCUGAGUGGCGGUUCCUUGCCAAGGCCCCGCAAGCCGACUUGAAUUGCUACAAUUACGAUAUCGAAGAAGAUAUGACAAUCACCUUUGUCAAAGCACCCACAAAGCCAGCCAAGGCUGUGUGGGAAAAGUCAUUACGAGGCGUUCCUCGCAAUUGGCACCAAGGCAAUUCCACUGAUUCGUCUUCCGUUCGAGGACCUCAGCUGCCUGCGACCGCCGGAAAGGCUCGGACAGUGAUCAAUGAAGGGACUGAGCCCAGCGAACGAGAACGUAGCCCUCGACGAUUCCAAGGAAGUACUUCCAAUGAACCCAAGAUCGAUGGCAACCAUCGAUGCCCAACCAACCCGGACGAAGCAUGCAAACAGGGUUGGUCCCUUGCCGAUUAUGGAGGCAAUGGUGAUUGCUGUUUCCGAGCAGUGGCCGGCGCCCAAGCCUGGGCACAGCAGUCCGGAAACAUGUCCAAAGACGCUGCGCGCUUGGCCGGAGCUCAACUGCGUAUGCUGGCCAUGAAGCACGCUCGCAAGCACCAAGACCGACUUCGAGCAUUUUGGGCUUUGGACACAGAAGAAACCACUUCUGAACGCGGCGGCCGUAAGGCCCCUGAAACUCUCCAAGACUGGAUUGAAAACAUGGAAAAGCAACAAACUUACGUUGAUGGUUUGGCCCUCCAAUGUUUGUCCGAAAAGACCGGUUUGUGCCUUAUCAUUUUUCGAAAAGACAGCGAUGGAUGGGUCCCAACGCCCUGGCUGUUUGAAACGCAAAACAAGCAAGCUGACUUCAGCGGAGCGGGAGAGGUUUCCUCCGAACCCUCCACUCCGUCUGCUCACACUUUGUGUGCCGAUGAGCCUGACACACCCUCAGUGCAUACCAUCCGUCAGGACCCUGCAGGUCCACUGCGGAUGCACGUUGUCGGAACGACCGAAAACAGUUUCUCUUCGUUCUCUCCAAAGACAGGUUCUGAAAAGAGUCCAGCAACCCGUGAUGCGCUCCGCGACCGCGCGCCAAGCUUUCGUACCCAGCUCACUAACCGCAGUCGGGCCGCAACGAUUCGAUCUACUGCUGCUCCGGCUGCUGACGUGAAUGACUCUGGUGAGCCACAGUUAGCUAAAGCUCAUAAUGUUCCUGAUCAGUACACAUGGACUUGCAAUUUGUGUUGCCAAGUGUUGCGAAAUCGACUCAAGCGAUCCCUGGCCUGUUCCAGGCGGCGUCACAUUGCAAAAUCUCAUCCUGGAAAGGCCCGACUGGUCCGACCAGCUUUCAAACAGCACGCUCAGCUGGCCUCAGCCAGCUCAGCGAUCCCCGUUUCACAGCGUGCGUGGGAAUGUCCCAAGUGCCACCAGGGCUUGCCCUGGAUGCCAAAAACAGCUUUGCGAGCAAGCCAGCUGGCCCAUGAAAAAGCUUGCUACAAUCUGUCUGCCAGACAAAUGCGGAAACGCUGCUAUAAGCGUGCGUCUUGGCAAGCCAAGCAUCAGAAGCUCCAAGAGCAAAACGCAGCCGCAAAGCGUGGCAAGACAGAUGAGGCCAUUCGCAUUUACAACCAAACUGGCCCCGGGUUUUGUUUUCGAAUUCCCGCUGCACGCUUCGGUCAUAAGCAGGAUCACUUCAGCUGCGCUCGUUGUACCUUAGUUGCCCAGAAGUGGAAAGACAUCCGCCUUCACCGCUGUACAGGUCCCGAGAGCCGUCAGAAGGUCAUGCAGAGUCCUUCGCGCCGGGGGUUUUGGAAGCGCAAGCGCCAACUCAAUCCUGAUGUUGUUUCAUUUUUGAUAGAAAAUUGGCAAAUGACUGAACCUGAGUUGAUGUCUCUUGAGAAAACGUUGGACGCCAAGAAAGCCAAAAAGGGUUUUUGUCCUCCACCCAAUAGUGUUUCCCUCCGUCGCUUGUGCGCGCCGGCUUCCGAGUGGAUUAAAGACCUUACAGCCGAUGGGGACGUACAUCCCCAGCCAGGGCCACAAGCCACUCGCGGUCCUCAAAGCAUGUCUAUUGCCAUGAUUAAUGCUGAUGGAGCAAACAAUGCAUGGGCUGUGUGCCGAUGGGCUGUUGUUCACCGGCCGUCCGUAGUCAUCAUGCAAGAGAUUUGUAUGCCGCCUGACAAGCAAAGUGACAUUGCCCAGUUUCUGUCCAGGCACGGCUAUAGAAGCUGGUUCGCUGUUCCCCAACCGGUCCUUUCUCGUAGUGGUUGCGCACAAACCUUUGGGGGGGUCGCUAUCCUCGUCCGCCACGACAAGCCUGCCCACUUGGUGCAAACCCACAUUCGACCAGAUGGGCAAGCCCUGAUGUUGCAACUUGCUCAUGCCUUGGUGGUUGGUGUCUACUUAGCUCCCAGGUCCAUGAACAGUGAUAUCCUGCCCACUCUAGACGAGUGGGCUGCUGCUGCAAAAGCUCGCUGCCCUAUUUGUUAUUUCGGUGAUUUUAACCAGUUGCCGUCUUUUGGACAGCGAUGGAGUGACCUGCACGGCUUUGGCGCAGUGAGAGCAGUACAUAACUCGGAGGGUCAAGAAUGCCCCACGCGAUGGGACGGUCAGAGAUGCAUUGACUGGAUCUGGACCUCGCAUCCCCUGAUGCUUCACAACCUAGGUUUUGAAGCUACAAAGUUCUCUGAUCACAAAAUGAUCCAAUGUUCUUUGAGCUACCAACAGGAAACUGUCCAGUCCUUCAAAGUUAUCCAAACCCGUAAACUUGCACCAUCCCCUGAGGUGACCAGAGAGAUGUGGCAAACUGCACUCAAAGAAGUCUGGGCUUCAGCUUCAGUGCCCCCCAGCACGAGCACUGACGAGGAAUGGGAGGCUUUCUGCACUUUAGCUGAAAAUGCACAAGUGAACGCAAUGCUUGCGUGUGGAUGUAAAAUUCCCAAGCCCAAACACAAGCGACCUAAGGGCACAGACAUCCAGGUGCAACCUGCUGAGUCAAAAUCCUUUCGGUGGACACAAGAAGCCAGUUUUCGAGAGCUUCGCCUCCGCAAGCUGCUUGGCCGCGCCACUGAAGCGCUGUCGCAAGUUCAAAAAGGCAAAUCAGUCCCUCACCGCCUCCAGCAGCGCAUCUGGACGCAUGUGUGGGUUUGCAAGAAUAAGUUUCAGACUUUACAACAAAUCCAAACUUGGUGCCAGAGUGAGCUUCAAAUUUGCUUAAAAGAGGCACAGCAACAGCGGCUGACUCACUGGAGAGAUAAUAUGCGUUCCACGGUCAAAAAUGCAAGCAAGUGGAUUAAAAAGACCAAUUGUUUGCCUGUCACCUCAGUUUUCGAUCCUGGCUUUCGCAACGGGGCUGCAACAGCCACGAGCCAGGAGUCCUUGGAAGCCGUUUUGGCAUUUUGGCAAACUGUUUGGAACAGGGACAGGCCUGAUCCUGAAGAAGCCUUUGAGUUUUGGCACGAAGGCAUGCCUCCGUCUCAGUCAUUUGCUUGGACGCCCAUCGCCGCUGAGGAACUCCUCACCCAAGCCAAAAGACAAGAUGGCAGUGCCGCUGGCGUUGAUGGCUGGAGCGGCAGUGAAAUUUCCAGCUGGCCACUCGAAGCUUGGAACAUUUUUGCCGUUUUGUUGUCUCGGUGGUUUGCCCGCCAAGAAAUGCCUCGUUGCUUUAGUAAGGUGCGACAAUGUUUGCUCCAAAAACCAAAUGCAAAACUUCGAUCCACAGAUGGCGCCAUCGGUGCAAAAGACUUGAGACCGAUUUCAGUGCAGUCCUGCUUGUGGCGAGUGGUCGCCUCGGCAUGGACUCGACGUCCAGAAACCCGUGCAUGGGUCAAAUCCUGGGCCCAUAGGACGGCGUGUGGAGGCUUGGAAGGCAGAGGUGUGGCCGAGGCUAUCGACACUUUGCUGCGAGAGUUCGAAAAGCCAAACGGCGGAGUGCUGGUAAGCCUUGAUUAUGCUAAGUGCUUCGACACCAUUAACCCUGCAUUUGCUUUGCGGUGUCUCGAACACGUUGGCUGUCCAAAGGAAAUUUUGGCCGCCUUGCAAAUGGUCUGGAAGCAAGAACGGUGGCUUUGUUUUCAGGGCGACAUUUUGCCCAAAUCAGUCGACGUCUCCACGUCCAUUCCCCAGGGAGACGCCCUUUCCCCUCUGACUUUGCUGGCCGUGAUGGCUGGAUUGACUGGUCGAGUGCUGCAAAAAGAGGGAAACCACACACUGGUGACAUUUCUAGACGAUCGGAACUUCGUGACCAAAACCCCUGAGCGAGCCGCUCAGCUGUGGGAGACUUGGAAAGACAUGUCAGCCAAAGUCGGUCUGCAAGAAAAUAAUUCUAAGGUUCAAGUAGUUCCUCGCAAGGCUGCCUUCCGGACUCGCCUUGAGCAGGCGGGGUUUCCCACCAAUAGCGUCGUACCCUCUGCGCGAGUGCUCGGAGUGGACUUCACUGCCCGCCUUGGGGCAGUCCAUCGACCUACCCAAGACCAACGUGUCAGUGAUGCUGCUCAGAGGAUCGCCCGCAUCGAUCUGUUGCCUUUACCUUAUGAGCGUAAAGCCUUCCUAAUCAAGUGUGUUGCAAUCCCCAAGGCUAUCUGGGGGGCAUGGAACUCCACAGUUCCUUGUAAAAAGCUCUCCCUCCGCCUUAAGAAAGCUGCCGGUGGAGGCCAUGUUGCGGCUGCAAACAAUCUUUUUUCCAUGUUGACUGGACACGGACUCAGCACCGAAUUUUGCGCGGGUUUUCAUGCCUUUUUGCAUUUAGCUAAACAAGUCAGGAAAUCCCCGAGGCCUUGGCCUCGCAAAGCCAGCAGAGGAACCUGGUUGGGCACCGUGAGACGGUGGCUUUCUUCGCUUGGAUGGCACGAGCAAGGAGCAUGGAAAUGGUUCCAUCCUUCUGUUAAUCACACGAUUGAUUUUGAUGCACAGGUCCAAACCAACGAUAAGCUCGAGCAUCACCAGCUCCGAGAAAGCUGGAGACGCAGACAGUUUCGUUUGUUUCUUGCCACUCCCAGGCGAGAUGCUCAAAUGCUUCAAGAAGCUCAAUACAAUGAAGCUCGGGUCACCCUUGCUCGUAAGACGUUCCAAGGGUCCAACACUCACGCCAGAGCGUGCAUGAUGGGCGCGGUCGUGUCCGACGCUCGUUUCGCUCGCAUUUCGAACCCACAGGCACCUGUGCUUCCUUGCCAAUGGUGUUCUUCGGAAGCCGCGCCCACGUGGCGCCACAUGUGUUGGGAAUGUGAAGGUUUCUCAAAUACCAGAACCUUCGAGCCCAGUGAUCUCUUUCAGCAAAUUCUGGGAUGGCCCAUGGGCAUAAACCACGAAUACGAUGCCGCUGUGCUAGCACAUUUGGCCGAUGUGCGCAGACGUCUGCUUGACCGGCGCUAUCGCGCCAUCUAGCGCAUACCUGUGGCGUCGCUAAGGUGGAUGGGUCUACUUGGCCGUCUACCUUGUCAAACCAAG
Molecule: messenger RNA, 7073 nt
Organism: Durusdinium trenchii
Lineage: Eukaryota; Dinophyceae; Suessiales; Symbiodiniaceae
Source: the annotation of a GenBank genome assembly